Molecule: messenger RNA, 1810 nt
Organism: Zophobas morio
Lineage: Eukaryota; Metazoa; Arthropoda; Insecta; Coleoptera; Tenebrionidae
Product: sialin-like
Exons: 6
Coding region: 172-1641 (489 amino acids)
Biological process (GO): monoatomic anion transport; transmembrane transport
Cellular component (GO): plasma membrane
Molecular function (GO): transmembrane transporter activity
Source: RefSeq, a predicted model, not a curated record
UCGCAUUUUCUCGAUUAAUCAGGCGACCAAGUGACCCAGUUCCAAUCAGCGCUCUUUCACUGGUAUUUAACCAAUUUUGCAACGAACCUCACUCGUUGCGCAACCCAGUUUGGCGUCGCACCUCCACUUUGACUGUGAUAUUCCUUUGGACCUGCUUUGACUCGUGGCACCAUGGAGGGCUCGUGGAGGGCGAAGAUCGCAAAACUUUUCUUAAUUCCGCAACGCUAUGUCUUGGGGAUCAUGGGUUUCCUGGCUAUCGUGAACGCCUACACCAUGCGGGUGUCCCUUUCAGUGGCCAUAACCGAGAUGGUGGCACCCAGCAAUUCAACCGAAAGCAUAGACCCUAACGCUUGCCCUGUACAGGAUGAUAGUAACUCAACGUCAACCGUCACCGACCCGGAUCGUUUGUACGACUGGGACGAAACCACCCAGGGUCUUAUUCUGAGUAGUUUCUACUGGGGGUACGCAAUCACCCAUCUCCCUGGAGGUAUCCUAGCUGAAAAGUUCGGCGGAAAAUACACUCUAGGUCUCGGUAUACUUUCGACUGCAGUGUUCACACUGAUAACUCCAUGGGUAAUCCACGCCAGUGACGGAAACUGGGUUAUCUUAGUAGUACUGCGAGUGAUCGAGGGUUUGGGAGAGGGUACCACGUAUCCCGCUUUAAACGCACUCCUAGCUAAAUGGGUACCGCUUGACGAGCGCGCCAAAAUGGGUACCUUAGUCUACGCCGGUGGUCAAAUCGGUACUAUCGUCAGUAACUUAAUCAGCGGCUCGCUUAUUCACGCCACUCAAGACUGGGCUUCCGUUUUCUACUUAUUCGGAGGUCUCGGGCUACUCUGGGUUAUCAUCUGGUUCCUCAUUUGUUACUCUGAUCCCCAAUCCCACCCCUUCAUUAAAGAAGAGGAACUCAAGUACCUCCAAACCGAGUUAACUCGAGUGACCAACGACAAAAAAACUAUUCCGUGGAAGGUGAUCUUGACUUCAGUACCAGUGUGGGCUUUAGUCGCCGCACAAGUCGGUCACGACUGGGGUUUCUACACCAUGGUGACCGACCUCCCCAAAUACAUGAAAGACGUCCUCAAAUUCAAAGUGAACGAAAACGGGAUUUGGUCCUCGCUCCCGUACGCCGUGAUGUGGAUAGUGUCCAUGCUGAGCGGCUGGUUGUGCGACUGGCUAAUCAAGAAAAAGUACUGCAGUCUGACUUUCGCCCGAAAAUUUUUCACGGCAGUUGCUUCGCUAGGUCCGGCUGUUUUCAUCAUCAUCGCGUCGUUCGUGGGCUGCGAUCGCAUGCUGGCCGUGUACAUGUUCACGAUCGCUAUGGGCUUCAUGGGUACUUUCUACUGCGGCAUGAAAGUCAACGCUCUGGAUUUGUCGCCGAACUUCGCCGGUACUCUCAUGGCUAUCACGAACGGGAUAGGAGCCAUUGCGGGGAUCAUCACGCCCUACCUCACUGGAGCCUUAACGGGAGAGCACACUUUGGAGCAAUGGAGGUCCGUGUUGUGGAUAUCGUUCAGCAUUUUUGUGGUGACGAGUAUUAUUUAUACGAUUUGGGGGACUGGAGAAGAACAGUGGUGGAACGACCCGGAAGGUAGGAAGCAACAGAAAGCGGAGAACGGCGAAACCAAUAAAGAGGAAAAGUGAGAGAAGGGGGGGUGGAUUUUCUCAGUUACCGUUCGUCAGUAUUGUGAGAGUGAUGAGAUUUUGUGGCGUUUUAGUCCCAUUGUAAAGUUAAGUAUAGAGACCUGUUGUAUGUACUAUAAUAUGAAUAAAUAAAAAUUACAAAAAUGUAAAAACAUAACCUAACAAGAAA